This is a messenger RNA of Drepanopeziza brunnea f. sp. 'multigermtubi' MB_m1, 873 nucleotides long. RefSeq lists its product as uncharacterized. Gene Ontology annotation, biological process: carbohydrate metabolic process. Lineage: Eukaryota; Fungi; Ascomycota; Leotiomycetes; Helotiales; Drepanopezizaceae. Gene Ontology annotation, molecular function: zinc ion binding; aldehyde-lyase activity. The record is from RefSeq and is a predicted model, not a curated record.
AUGGCUGCCACGAAGCCCCUCGCGGAGAAUAAGAGCACUGCCAUCUUAGAUGCCGCUGAGAAAGGUAGCUAUGGGGUCGUUGCGGUGUGCUGCUACAACCUCGAGGAGAUAUUCGCAACGGUUCGGGCAGCAGAAACAACCAAAUCCCCAGCAAUGAUCCUCCUCUUCCCUUGGGCCAUGCAAAAGUUCGGACACAUCCUCGUCAACAUGGCGGCAGACGCCUGCCGCUCAGCCAAAGUUCCCGUUUCACUCCACCUUGACCAUUGUCAGGACGUCGAGCUAGUCAAAUACGCAGCUUCGCUACCCUUUGACUCGAUCAUGGUCGAUAUGUCGCAUCAUGAGAAGGAGGAGAAUUUGCGGUUGACGAAGGAACUCACUGAGUAUUGCCACGAGAGGGGCAUCGCGACCGAGGCUGAGCCAGGAAGGAUUGAAGGCGGCGAAGACGGAGUCAAGGAUACUGCUGAGCUGGAAGGCGUCAUGACGACGUCUGAGCAAGCGCAGGAGUUUAUCGACACGGGUAUUGACUACUUAGCUCCUGCAUUCGGAAAUGUGCAUGGUGCGUAUAGUAGCAAAGGUCCUCGAGCGCAUCUCCAGUUCGAACGCCUUGAAUCGGUGCAGAAAGCAUCGCAAGGAAAGGUCAGACUGGUGCUUCAUGGAAGUGGCGAGUUCACGGAGGAUAUCUACCAGGACUGCAUCCAGAGGGGCAUUUCGAAGAUCAAUGUUAAUGCGCAAUUGGUGGGUCCGUGGAGAGAUAUGAUGAAGACAAGAACGGAGUUCACGCCUCUGACGAAACUGAUAGAAGAUAGCAUCGAUAUCUUCCAGGAGGAGGUUGAGAAGUUGAUGAGGAUGGUGGGAAGUUGUGGGAAGGCUUGA